This is a messenger RNA of Rotaria sordida, 366 nucleotides long. Lineage: Eukaryota; Metazoa; Rotifera; Eurotatoria; Philodinida; Philodinidae. The record is from the annotation of a GenBank genome assembly.
AUGUUUUGUCCAAAACAUUCAAAUGAUCAUCGAAAUGAAUUGAGUAAACAAUUAGAAGAAAUUGUUGUAGCACAUGAUCUUAUACAACAAACUCUUAUUCAACAAAUCGAAGAUCCUCAACAACAUCCUCUAUUAAAGAAAAUUAAUCAAUGGGAACAAGAAUCUAUCGUCAAAAUUCGUCAAGCAGCAGAAGAUGCUAGAAAUAAAUUACUCAAAACUACUAUUGAACAUACAACUAAUAUUAAACAAAAACUAAAAAAUUUAUCUAAUGAAUUACGACAAGGUCAAGAAGAUAAUGACUUUAUUGAGACUGAUCUACAACAAUGGACCCAAAAAUUAGAAGAACUAAAAAAAAGAACUUCAUAA